Messenger RNA from Brugia malayi, 1107 nucleotides. Its product is annotated as P40, putative. The transcript is spliced from 5 exons. The record is from RefSeq and is a predicted model, not a curated record. Bases 1 to 1107 code for a protein of 368 amino acids. Lineage: Eukaryota; Metazoa; Nematoda; Chromadorea; Rhabditida; Onchocercidae.
AUGCCAAAUCCGCCAGCUAAGGAGGAUACUUGGGCUUUUGGGCCAAUUGGUUCACCAUUUCCAGAUAAUCCGGUUCGAGCUACCGGACAGCAAAAUAUGUAUGUAGCAUUAUGGUAUAAGCAUGGUAAACCAAUACACGGACGAGCAUGGAAUAAUGGCGGUGUUAUCGAAUGCUCAUUCCCGUAUAUCAGAGCUGAACUAACUGGUGCCAAAGAUCUUGGUGGACAAAUUCAGGUUUUGCAAUAUAAAGGAGAUCAUUUAACACUUGGUUUUUGGUAUAAUUGGAUUAAAUAUAAGGAUCGAUUCGAGAAAUUUGAAAAAGGAGCUGAACUGUUGCGCUGUGGUGAUUCAUUUCCAAUCUUUUGGCAUGAUCGAAAAGAGGGACCGCUACUUGGCUAUGUUGAUAAUAAAACUGAAAUUGCACGAUUUUCACAUGAUGGAAGAGUGGAAGAAGUUUCAGGCGGUGCGCUAAAUGAUAUGCUUAUCAUCGUACGUGAACUAAAAGGUGGACCGCCAAAUUGUGUUUGUCAUGAAUGUAGCGUUGGGCCACCGAAACCGGUUAUUCGUAUUACACUUGAUGAAUGGGCUGAUUUUCGUUAUGGUGAUCCAUGGCCAACAACUGGUAAACCAGUUCAGGCUCUAGACCGAGCUCUUAAUACUUUACCUGAUGAAAAUCCGAAACAAUAUGUGGCACUAUGGUAUCAAUCCGGUGAACCGGUUAUGGGUCGAAUUUGGAAUGAUGGCGGAAAAAUUGCUGCAUCAUUUGGCUGGGGUGGUCAUGAAUAUCGUAAAAAUAUUGGUUCAAUUCAAGUUUUAUUUGAACUUCCGGAAAAAAUACGUGGUUUUGACUACGCAUGGAAACCGUUUAAGGAAGCAGCUCAAUUCGGUACAAAAGAAUGGAUUCCAGUACACGUGGAUCAUCAUAAAGGCAACAUUUCUCCAGCUGUAUUAAUCAUCGAUGGUAAAGAGAUUCUUGGUAAAGCUGAUAUCCGUAACGAACGUGCAACGGUUGGCCAUGCUGGAACCGAAAAAGUGUACGUUGGCCCUGCAGUACACACGUGCGUCGUUUUAUGUCGAAAAGCAAAACCUGGUUGUACAAUCAACUGA